GCCAUCGCUUAGAUAAAAUCGAUAAUCGGUUAGGGGUCAAGGACCGGGGCCCGUCCGCACAAUUGGACAGCUGACAGAGGUUGGAAGGCCAACCCGGGUCCUGGUCUCUGAGGUCCAAUUAGCCGAUAUCUGUAUUUUCCUCCCGGCAUUUAGAUGCAACCCAAUUCUGUAGGUUUUCAAUGCCCCACAGCGUCAAUAGACCUCAAAAUGCGUCAAAGCCAGGCAACCGAGAAACCCCGUCUGGCUUUCGCGGAGGAGGAUGAGCCAAAUGUAAAUUCUCAAAAUGACAGUCCUUUGGUUUCAACCACGCAAAAACAACGCCAACGUACAAGACUCGAGAAAUACGCCUAUUAUGCGUAUUUCUUCGCUAAUAGCGGCGUAGGCCCAUCGAAUUACACAACUCUGCUUCUCCAAAACCUCAUACACCAGGCGGGGUUUGAUCCAUUCGUUUUCCCACUCGGCAGUCAAGCAUGUGGCGAUGAGGGGCCUUGUCAUGUGUUCUGGGCAGGAGGAACGAAAGAUUAUGCUUCCGUGGUGAAUAUCGGAUCAGGGCUCACUUUUCUGGGCCAAGCAAUCUUUAUGGUUUUACUUGGAGCUACAGCCGACUACGGAUCAUGGUCGCCUUGGAUACUCAGAAGCGCGACUGUCGUGUACAGCGCAUUUCAACUUGGCUUCCUCGGUGUAAAAUCACCUGACGCUUGGGACUCUGCUCUUGCGCUCUACAUUUUUAGCAAUAUCGGAUGGGCCAUAUCCUUCACUUUCUUUGUGGCCAUGUUCCCCAAGAUUGCGGAGGAUCAGCCAGCAGCCGUUGAUGCACUCAACGACAAGAACAACAACUUGAUAUCAGGUGCCGAGUAUACAGCAAAGAUGGAAACAGAGCGCAGCAAAACCAUGAAUCUUAGCUGGGCGUGGAAUAAUGUUGGCGCUAUGGUCAGUUGCUGUCUGAGCUUGGCCACUCUGAAAGGUCUCGACGCCGAUGCCUCAUUAGAAAAUAACAACUGGGGAUACUCCGUGUGUGUCGCUACUUGCGCGGGACUUACUUUGGUAUUUUCCAUACCAUGGUUCUUCCUCCAGAAACCGCGGCCCGGCAAGAAAAUACCUGAUGGCAAUAGUGCCAUCUUGAUGGGCUUGAAGAACUACUGCAAGACUACUGCCACAAUGGCCAUCCAUUUGCCGCAGACCUUCUUCUACAUUCUGGUAUUUUUCUUCCUGAGUGAUGCCAUUACAACGUUGAUGACACAAGUUGCCAUCGCCCAGUCCAGCGUGGUCUCAUUCUCUGCUACUGGCAACACAUACUUCCUCAUAGUGCAGGGUGUCUCGUGGUCCUUCUUUCCGGCGGCCGGAGUCUGGGCGCAGGAGAAGAUGAAAGUCAGAACGAAAACAAUGUUUCAACUUUCGAAUGUUGGCUGCCUCCUCGUCGCAAUCUGGGGUACAGCCGGCGUCUGGACUACGACAGUCGGAUACCACAACGAGUGGGAGAUCUGGGCAUACUCCGCACUUUGUGGAGCAGCUCUUGGUCUUCAGUGGUCAUAUGCCCAAGCUUUCAUGGCGGAAUUAGUGCCUAAAGGCGAAGAGAAUCAGUUUUUUUCAUUACUGGGGGUCGUUUCCAAAGGCGGGUCUUGGAUAGGCCCUAUCGUCUCCAGUGCGCUAAUUGACAGAACUCAAAACACGUGGGUACCAUUUGGCUUCAUUGCUCUAUUGGUCGCUGUAUCAACCAUGCUGAUUUUCUUCGUGGACGAGAACAAGGCCCGAGUUGAUUGCGAUAUGUACUUGGAAAAAAAGAGAACAGCAGUGCGCGAAUAGUUCUGCUUAACUUCACGCAAGUUCAGGAAAAGUAGACGAAAAGAGUAGCACUAGACUCUUCCCAUGGAAUGUAUCCAGGCCCCAUGUAGUAUUUCAUAAGCUCUUAUCACUGCCAAUGCUGCAUACAUUCGAAAGCGCAUUGAGGUUGUACUGUUUAAUUCUAUCAAAGCUGACCUCUGUUGAGAUGCAUGAUUUGUGCAUUUGGUACUACUUCGUGUUCCAAGAUCCGGACCAUUUCAGCCACCAGCUUUUCGACAUGACCAGAACUGGGAUGCAUAUAUGCACAUGCACAUAAUAUGGCGGCGUGGUGAGAUUGCACAGUGCAGGGGUACCUAACAUCUCCAUCAGCUUUCUGGUCCAUGCCGGCUCUUCUUAAGGCCCCAAGAGCCCACCCGGCCUGCGAUCCGUUCCG
Molecule: messenger RNA, 2215 nt
Organism: Truncatella angustata
Lineage: Eukaryota; Fungi; Ascomycota; Sordariomycetes; Amphisphaeriales; Sporocadaceae
Product: autophagy-related protein 22-like protein
Exons: 2
Coding region: 154-1803 (549 amino acids)
Source: RefSeq, a predicted model, not a curated record